Molecule: messenger RNA, 2708 nt
Organism: Corythoichthys intestinalis (scribbled pipefish)
Lineage: Eukaryota; Metazoa; Chordata; Actinopteri; Syngnathiformes; Syngnathidae
Gene: cspg5b
Product: chondroitin sulfate proteoglycan 5b
Exons: 7
Coding region: 260-2074 (604 amino acids)
Biological process (GO): cell projection morphogenesis; nervous system development
Cellular component (GO): synapse
Source: RefSeq, a predicted model, not a curated record
UCUCUACUUGCUGACUAAAGAGCAGAUGCUUUUGUCUGUCGCCUAUCGCACAAUAAAACAGUAAGAGGCUUACCGUGCACGAGCUUCUGCAUCUUAGCCAGGCUGCCCGUCGUGCGCACGCGCGCUCACUCACUCGAACCCGCGCGGAGGUGUCAGACCGGCGUCUCCGACCUCACCGGCCAGUCGUCACACGAUGGAGCCCGGGCGCCUCUGUUGAACGACGCCGGCGUGUUGCGCUCCGCUAUCUCCGACGACCAGCAUGGCGUGCGGCCGCUUCUGGACCUGGCAGGUCCUCCUCACCAUCUCCGUGCUUUUAAUCCCCGCCGCUGCGCACGGGAGGCAUUCAAUGACUAGACGUCACCAUCACCGCAACCAGUCAUCCAUCAGCCGAGAAACCUCCAAUACCGGAAUGGGCCUAAGCGAAGACUCGGCAGAGCGAGACCACCUGAUUGAAGCGGGGCGUCCCAUUUUUUCCAAACAUCACCGCUCCCAUAAACACAUUCAUCCAGAUCCAGAUCCCGUGGGCGAGGAGCUCACCGCAGGAGGAGCGGGACCGGAUCAAAACCCAUUGUCUGACGACAUAAUCGCCGUGGAGUUCCACAGUCCGGCACCGGAGAUCCUACCGGCUGAUGAUCUACCGAAACCGCAGAAACAAAAAGGAGGCGAUCCCACAGCUUGGACGCUGUCGGAUUUUUACGACUACCUGUCCCCCGAUGACGACCUCUCGGCGUCUGCACCCACCCAAGAGCCGGAACCGUCCCCUUCGCCCCCGGCUGACAUGGAAGACGAGAACCCGCUUUUGGCCAGCGCUCCCGUUCGUCCUGUCAACGCCCAACCCCCAGGAGAGAAUAAACCCGUCUCACCUUCGCUAGACAACGAUGAGAACUUGAGCUUGGGAGGCGCCAUGGGAAGCGACGGGUGCAGGCUGGGUUUCGUGCGCUCGGGACCCGGCAUUUGCGUCUCUCAGUGCGACGUUGAACCCAAUUUCUGCUUCAAUGAAGGUGUUUGCACUGUUGUGGCUGGAGUAGGAGCUUUCUGCAGAUGCAACGUGCAAGACUACAUCUGGAACAAAGGCACGCGCUGUGACUGGGCCGUCACCGAAUUCCAGGUGAUGAGCGCGCUAGUGGGCGUGGCCUCGGUGUCGCUCCUCCUCAUCUUUAUGAUCGUGGUAUUCUUCGCGAAAAGACUGCACCGACUCAAGAAAGAAAACAAGCGGCUUCGCAAGCGCAGUAAGUACCGUCCGCAGAGCACCGAACCUCAAACGGACGGUCUUUCGGUGUCCACCACCGCCGACGGCUCUCAGCCAAACGUAAGGAAACUCUGCGAUUCUCCUCCGCCCGUGCCCCAAGCUCAUACUCACAACCUGGCGUACUAUGACAACAUUAUCUGUCAGAGGCCAUCAUCAACCACCUUUACCUGGGAAUUUAAACCCAGAAACUCUUAUAACCACUACCAGGACGACCCCCAGAAGCAGGAGGACCCCGCCAAGUCCCCCGCAGGCAAAGAAGAGGGCGCCAUGAACAUCCUCAACUCUCAUUCCCCUAAACACGAGAACAACCGCCCUAACUCGGUGGUCCGCGACAGCGCCGACGACAACACCGAGGACGGCGUGACAAUCGGUCUGGAGGUGCUCCUCCCCAAAGACGCCAAGCUACGUCCCGAGAAGAGCCCCCCUGUCCAGUACGACGUCUUCCUCUACAAAGUGACCAACAACGGCGAGCCGCCCGCUUCCAACUCUCACCAACACGCCUCAAAAUCCCCCAAAAAUACAAAAUCCCCUAAACGCAACAAGGAUCACCGCCACCGCCACUCCUCCCCGUUCCUGCACCCCUCACCCGGCGGAUACCCCACACCCAGUCGGCACUCGGCGCCCGGGGGGUGCUCGGCCCCCGUGCGCCACCCGAGUGCCCACCCCUGUCCUCGAUCUCGCCCUUCCAGUUCUUUCUACUCCGGCUCUGAACGAGACGAAUCACGGAUUCGUCCGUCUCCUUCAUCUCCUCAUCUCACUCAAUCCUCGCCAUCAAGAAGCAAGUGCAGCCCGGUCAGCACCCGGUCCUUACCGCCACUUUCAUGAUAUUUCCAAAACGGCAGCCAUUAGGCCACUAACCUCCAUUAGGCAGAAAGCUCGUGUUCUAACACUAUCAAACCCUCCAAGUUGCGUCAAACUCAGGUUAAAGUCAUAAUAAUAUGCACAAAACGACCCGAAAAGUGUGAAUAAGCUGUCCUAACCUGGUGCCAAUGUCAGUUCAUUUUUAUGAAAGUAGAUUGUUUUAUGAAAACAUCUUUUUUUAUGAGUAGUUUUGUUACAUUUUACAUGUUUUAUUCCCUAAUAAAUGAUGAAACACUGAUGAGUAGUUUUUUUUCUAAAUGAAAUCGUGAAAAUUCCGUUUUUACAUGAGAAAUAACCUCUGCUGCCCUCUUGUGGCGAAGGUAUCUACUGCAACACUAUAAAAUCGUCUGCUGUAUGAAUAACGCAUUAUUUUCAAACGAUUUAGUGGAGGACUGGGAAAGAUAUUACAAUUACAAUAUUUAUUUUAAUAUUUUUAUAUGUCCAUGCUGAUUUGCGUAUUUUAUUAAUUAUUUCAAUGUGUAAUCCAGCAGUUUAGAAAAUGUAUAAUUUCCCGUUUCAAUAUUUACAUCCAUUUUUUCAUGUUACAUUUAACAUUUCAUUGAAGAAUUUUUUUUUUUUAACUUUAGUUUUUGAUUCA